This is a messenger RNA of Chaetomium fimeti, 921 nucleotides long. RefSeq names its product ATP synthase subunit C-domain-containing protein. Lineage: Eukaryota; Fungi; Ascomycota; Sordariomycetes; Sordariales; Chaetomiaceae. The transcript has 5 exons. Gene Ontology annotation, cellular component: membrane; proton-transporting V-type ATPase, V0 domain. Gene Ontology annotation, biological process: proton transmembrane transport. The record is from RefSeq and is a predicted model, not a curated record. Bases 111 to 725 code for a protein of 204 amino acids. Gene Ontology annotation, molecular function: proton-transporting ATPase activity, rotational mechanism.
CAGGAGCUUCGUGGUUGGGAGUAACGACCAUCAACUCGACCUAGGAAGCGCAACUUAUCACCAAUUACCGAUUCCUCCGGAUACGCCAACGGCAACACAACACCGACAAGAUGGGAUACUCAUACUCAUACUCAUACGGAGUCGGCGGGAUAGGGUCUACCCUAGCGAUUGUGGGAGCUUAUAUGCUCUUCACUGGCAGUGGUGAAGCUUUCAACGUCGGUGCCUUCCUCGAAUCCGUCUCGCCGUACGCGUGGGCAGACUUAGGCAUUGCGCUCUGCAUCGGACUCUCGGUAGUUGGGGCAGCAUGGGGUAUCUUCAUCACCGGCUCGUCCAUUCUCGGCGGAGGCGUCAGGGCCCCGCGCAUUCGGACCAAGAACUUGAUCUCCAUCAUCUUCUGCGAGGUCGUCGCCAUUUACGGUGUCAUCAUGGCCAUCGUCUUCUCGGCCAAGAUCAACCCGGUCGAGGGCGAGGCAGCGUGGUCUGCCGACACCUACUACACCGGCUAUGCGCUCUUCUGGGCGGGCAUCACCGUCGGCAUGUGCAACCUGAUCUGCGGCGUUGCCGUUGGUAUCAACGGGAGCGGCGCCGCGUUGGCGGAUGCUGCCGACCCUACUCUCUUCGUCAAGAUGCUCGUGAUCGAGAUCUUCAGCUCCGUCCUGGGCCUCUUCGGCCUGAUCAUCGGGCUACUCGUGUCCAACAAGGCGCCCGACUUUGGCAGCGCUUAGAAGUCUCGGCCCGGUUACAAACUCACCCACACAUCCACGAAUCUCUCAAAUUGGAUUCAGACUGCAGCGGCAAGCGUGUCUGUGUAGCUUCAUUAUCUCGGCGUUUUGGAAGAGGGCAGGGGCGGUCAACGGGCAUGACCGGCAUCAUCUCAGUGUAGAAGUGUACUGUACAGAAGAGGUUCGUCAGGUCAUAUAU